AUGGAAAAGACUAGAUAUUACCACUUCCUACUCACAAAAUCCGAAGAGGAGGAGCAGCAAAAGCUACAUGGUGAUGGUCCUUGGCCCCUGAAUUUUGAUGUGGUAGAAAUACGGAAAAGUAGCAGUGGUGAUCAUCAUCCCCUUGAAAGCUUGCCGCUUUUUCCAUGGAAGCUCAAAGUCGAAUUACCACUCAAUCAAAUAGGAGGCUAUGGUCCUAUUGAGUUAAGCGCUGGACAGGUUUUUGACCAUGUUCUUAAGUACUGGGAUGCGGGAACUGUGUCCCAAUUGAUUAGUCAUGAACAAGAACAAAUCCCUAUCGUUGUGCAAGAUUUGGAUUCCGGCGUGAAGCAUGAUAUAUAUCUGGUCAGGUCGAAGGAAGGCGGCGGUGGUGGUGAAGAAAAAUACAAGAUUCAUCUUCACUGGAAGCAGAAGAAUGUCAAGAAGCAAGGUGACAAGGAUACUUUGUUAAUUGGCAUGUAUUGGAAUAUCAGUUCUUCUUGUUUAUGCUUAUCUGUUUUGGAUGGUCCAUGUUGA
This is a messenger RNA of Populus euphratica (Euphrates poplar), 534 nucleotides long. RefSeq names its product B3 domain protein. The record is from RefSeq and is a predicted model, not a curated record. The transcript has a single exon. Bases 1 to 534 code for a protein of 177 amino acids. NCBI's taxonomy places the organism in Eukaryota, Viridiplantae, Streptophyta, Magnoliopsida, Malpighiales, Salicaceae.